Brassica napus (rape) is the source of this 4331-nucleotide messenger RNA. RefSeq lists its product as uncharacterized. The record is from RefSeq and is a predicted model, not a curated record. Bases 2357 to 4036 code for a protein of 559 amino acids. The transcript is spliced from 3 exons. Lineage: Eukaryota; Viridiplantae; Streptophyta; Magnoliopsida; Brassicales; Brassicaceae.
CAGUUCGGGGCCGGUUCGGGUUCUAUCGGGAUCGGAUCGGGGUUAGUAAAUCUUCAAAGAACCGGUACAACCCGAUGUACUUCCGGGUUUUGGGUUCCAACCGGUUAUUCGGUUUUAAAGUACUUGAUUUAUACCCAUUUUGUAACCAAUACAUAAGUAAAAUCGGUUCUUCGGGUUUAAAGUACUUGGAUUUGUACCUAUUUUGUAACCAAAACAUAAGUAAAAUCGAUUCAAAAAUAAGAAAAAAACAUCAAACAUGAUCAUUCAAAGUCAAACGAAAGGUAAACAUUGUUAUUGAUAGAAAGAAAACAAAUAAAUGAAAUUAUAAAACGAAAAAUUAAGUUCUCAUGAAAUGAAAAAAAUUAUUCAAUGAAAAUAAAACUAAAAUCUAAAAAUUUCAAGUCUCAACCGCUUCUUUCAACCAUCAAUCUUCAUGUAGUAGAUAGUUAUUGUAGAUGUUUAAUAAUAUCUUAGUGUACUUUGGCUACAUAUCAGGAAUUGAGAUCAUGUUUGGUACAAGUUUUUUUUUGAUAUUUUGAAUGUUUCGGGUUAUAUCGGAUAUCCAUUUAAUUCCGGGUUCGGUUCGGAUAAUACCCGUUAUCCGAAAUACCAUAAAACAAGAUCUAUUCGGUAUUUAUGUCGGGUUCGGAUCGGUUCGGAUUCAUUUUUAUUGGAUCGGGUUCGGUUUAUUUGCCCAGCCCUAGUUCAUAUGAUAACUUCCAUAUUUAGUGACUAAUAAGGACUUUACUCUGGAUUGCCCCAGUAACUCAUAUCUUCAUUCUAUUUUAUCCCACCAAUUAAAAACAAUAUAAUUUUUAAUAUAUUUUAAUUAGAAACGUGGUGAAAAUCGAAAUUGCCCUUAAUGAAACCAAGUAUUUACAGGAUCCAACCUAAACUAUUUGACUCGACCCACUAUUAGCCGGAUCCUUAACCAGAUCCGCGCGUUCCUUUCCCUUUUCUCUUCCUUUGUCGUCUCUCACUCUCUUCUAAACCUUCUAAACCUGAAAAUUGAAAAAAAAAUCCUAGAACCGACGAAAACGAUGAAGCUCACCGCAUUGACUGCUUCCUUCACUGCUUCUUCGCUGAUCUUCCCUUAGUCCCUUGUGCCUUUCCUUGUUACUCUGAUUUCAUCAUUUCCCCAAAAUCAGUCUGUAACCCUAGAUUUGACGAAAUCAAUUGAAAAAAUUGAUCGAAUCAACUGUUCCUGCGGCGUAUUCUAUUCUCCCGCUCCUUCUGUCGGCGGCGCAAUCGACGGAACCCUAGACUUCAUCUCCCAUCUCCUGUUUUCGUUCUCGUCUCUUCCGUGUAAAAGGGGAUCAAGAUAUUGAGAGGCUAUAGAUAAUGGCAGGCCGAGGUCGAGGGAGAAAAAAAUCUCAGCAGAAAAAGUCCACAAAAAGAAACAGUGCUCCUGUAGAAGAGCAGCAUGUAGAAGAACUUUCAACAGAGAAUGAAAGUGAUGAUCUGUCAGCACACGGAAUUGAGUCUGAUAAUCAGGGAACCGAUAAUCAAUCUGCAUCAUCUCAGGUAAAUUAUUCCCAAAUGCUAAUAAACAGACUAGUAAGAAAAAAAUGCUAAUAUAAUUUUUAUUUGGUUUACAGGAGUGCCAACCACUGCCGCCUGAUGAGCUAUGUUUCAAGAACACCGAGUUCACCCAGACGUGUAAGAUACAGAGCAAGUGUUAUGUGACCGAGACGGUGAAGUUUUUGAAGAAGGCUAGGUUUAAGCCUGAGCUCGAGUGGUUUGAAAACCACCCUCAGUUUUGCCAUUUUUUUCACAUGCCCGAUGAACCAAACUUGAAGCUGCAGGGUAUGUGGAUGCUUCUACUGCGCACUGUUCCUUUACAUGAGCCAGAGGACACAUCUUGGUUUGCUGUUAAUGGAGUGCCCAUUCGGUAUUCAAUGAGAGAGCAUGCUCUCAUCUCGGGAUUGGACUGCCAUGACUACCCGACUAAGUAUAAGAAGAUUGGAAGCUUUGCGUUUGUAGACAGACAUUUCAAAUCACAUAAGGAGAUCACUAUGCUAUCUGUGAGAGAGAAGUUGUUGAGUAUGAGUGCGUGUGGGGAUCGACUCAAAAUGGCAGUGCUUUACUUCUUAGGCAUGAUUAUCAGAGCGAGGGGAAGGUAUAAUGCCCCGUUCGACCCUUUCGUAUUAAGAAUCGUCAACGAUGUGGAGGUUUGUAAAACCUUUCCUUGGGGUCGGUUGACGUUUGAAGAUGCUCUCCGGUCCAUCACUCACGUGAUGAAGCAUCUGAAAGGGAAACCUAAGAAUAAUGUCAACUUUCCCGGGUUCAUAAUUCCUUUGGAGGUAAAUUUGAUUUAUCCUUAUGAUUUUUUUUUUUCGAGUGUAUUUUUUUUCUUAUGAUUUUUUUUUCUUUUGACAAUCAGAUCCUGGCAUUUGAGUGUAUUCCAGCUCUGAAAGCACGAUUUAGAGAAGGUGUAGAAGGCUGUAUGAGUAAGUGUCCGAGGAUGUGUAAAAAGUGGUUCCAAAGUAACAGCAUGAAGGGUUAUCCUCUUGAGGAUUUGUACGACACACUAGGAGAAAUUAAGGUUAUUGAAAGUGUUCUUGUUCCUACUGUUGAUGAGGAACCUCUCAUGGCACGCUUAAUGGAUGGGGAGCCAGACUAUGAAAAUGAAGAAGGCGUGAGUAAUUUGUGGAGCACGUGGUUGACUGUUAAGGAGAAGCCUAUCUUUUGGCAAGAACUCUAUGAGUUAGAUGUGGCUGCAAGGGAGUUUCCUCAGAAGAAAGACAAAAGGAAAGUGCAUGAAGAAGCAUCCUCCUCUAAUACAAGUUUGGAGGACGUUUUGAAAGGGUUUGAAGAGAGGUUGAUGAUAAGUUUGAGUGAAGUGAAUGGGAAGGUGGAAAAAAUGAACAAGAGGCUUGGGAAGAUUGAACGUUGCCAAGUUGUUUUAAAAAAGAGGUGUAAAAGGAUGAAGGCAAUGGAGAAGAAGCUUGAGAAGAUUGAAGAUUGCCAAUAUUAUUUAAAAAAGAAGGCCAAGAAGGCGGAGAAAGAAAUGAAGGAAAUGAAAGAGAAGGAGGAGGAUAAGGAGAACAAUGACGGUUUCGACUAUCAUCAAGGCAUGGAUUAUGACUGGGGUGGACAGCGGAAUGACAGCAAUGGAGCGGAUGCAACAACCAAAGAACCUGAAGAUGCAGAUAUGGUUGAAAAUACAGAGGUGGUAGAAGAGAAAGAGAGUGAAGAAGACGCUCAGAAAGACGAUAGAGGUUCUGAGGAAGAGACAGAACCUGAACCUGAAGCAGAAGCAGAAGCUGAAGAAGACAAAGAAAAAGAGGAUGAGGAAGAGAGUGAAGAAGAGGCUCCGAAGGAACCUGAUGAGGUUCAAGAUGAGGUUGAGAUGAAUGAAGCCAAUGAGAUUGAAGAAGAGGUUGAAACAGAGGCUCGGGUUGAAGUUGAAACCGAGAAAACUCCUACACCACCACGUGGUAGGACUAAGGCAGCAGCCGCGAGGAGACAAAUCCUAACAACACCAGAGAAGUUGUUCGGAAAGGCUGAAAAAAUGGUGGAGGAAGAGGUGAAAGAACCUGAGGAAGAGGGUGAAAAAAUGGUGGAGGAAGAGGUGAAAGAAGCUGAGGAAGAUGGUGAAAAAAUGGUGGAGGAAGAGGUGGAAGAACCUGAGGAAGAGGGUGAAAAAAUGGUGGAGGAAGAAGUGGUAGAACCUGAGGAAGAGGCUGGAAAAAUGGUGGAGGAAGAGGUGGAAGAACCUGAGGAAGAGGCUGGAAAAAUGGUUGUCUACGAAGGCAGUACUUGUGAAACGAAGGAAGCUGACAAGGGAGCAGCCAAACCUUCUGGAACUGGGGUCAAGCAUAGGCCAAAACAAAUGGCAUUGAGGAAGCACGCUACUAAGCAGGCUCCUAAGCCGAGGGGUAGACCGAGAAAGGAUACUGAACCAAAGAAGUUCACAACGCCAGAACAGACAAAAAGGAUACGUUCACGUUCACAGUGGGUUUCCACUCCUUUCACUGAAGCUAACACUGAUGAGAUUGAAGGGCGCAAGAAGAAGCCUAGAACAAAGGCGUAGAAGACAAGAAGCUUAAAAUAUUUUGGGUGUUAAGUAUUUAUCUCGGAUUUGUUGUGAACUUAUGUAAGAAGUUAUGUUUUGUUGCUUGCUGGUCUGUAAAACUUGAAUGAUAUCUCUUAUGUAGGAUGCUCUGUGUUGUGUGAUUGUCUUGCAGCAGGUUUGGCCCAAUUGAGGACAAAACGAUCUAAGUCUUAAGAAAACACAUUUGUACUACUAGGUUUAUUAUGUAUUACUAAGACAAACAAAAUUUGUCAACAAUAAGAAAAAAAAAUAUAAGAAAAAAAAAUGGCACAUG